CGGGCGGCGCAGCGGCGCCCCCUAGCGGGGGGCGGGCGGGGCCGCUGCCCGCAGCCCGGCAUGGAGGAGGACGAGGGGGCUGCGGGAGGCGCGGAGCAGCGGCGGUCCCGCCGCCGGCCCGGUGCCGAGCGCUCCCCCAGCCCCAGCCGCCUGGACGUGAGCUCCAGCCGCUUCGACCCGCUGCUGGCGCUGUACUCCGCCAGCACGCCGCUGCCCUUCCCCGCCGCGCCCUGCUUCAACAACCUGGCCGAGUACGAGAGCUUCCAGCGCGGCCUGCUCCGCCCGCGCGGCCGCCGCUCCGCUCCCUCCCGCCGCGGCCCAUCCGCCGCCCGCGCUGCCCGCCGCGGCCCGCCCGCCGCCGACCCCGAGCGCAUCCAGCGCCUCCGCAGCCUCAUGGUCAACGCGGGCCCCGAGCAGGAGGCGGCCCAGGGUGGAGCGGCCGCCAGGCGCCGGCGGCCGCCGCGCAACGUCCUCACCAGGAUGCCCCUCCAUGAAGGCAGCCCACUGGGGGAACUUCAUCGCUGUGUCCGAGAUGGCGUAAAAAUCAACGUCCACAUCCGCACUUUCAAAGGUCUUCGUGGAGUCUGCACAGGAUUUUUGGUUGCAUUUGACAAAUUCUGGAAUAUGGCCCUGACAGACGUGGAUGAGACAUACAGGAAACCAGUAAUGGGCAAAGCUUUCUAUGCAGAACCUCAGCUCACACUAACCCGGCUGUUUGACAGACUCAAGCUGCAGGAGUCCUCAGUCAAGAAGGGCACUGACUCAAAGACUGUCUCCGACGAGCUGGCCCUGACAAGUGACUCUCAGACGCUCGGGCGGAAAGUUGGAUCAGGACGAGGGAAAGCGGAAGAUGAGCGUGAGAAACAGAAACGCUCGGGCAGAGCUGCAGAAAAGAAGAUGCCAGGUGACAGUUUGCAUCUGGCUGCCACAGGUGAAGCUGAUGUGGGCAGCGGGACUGCCCACGCAGAGGGGGCCAGUGCUGGCGGUGCCCGUGCAAGAAGUCAGUCACGGAGAAAAAGGCGGCCCAAAGUGGAUUAUCAACAGGUGUUCACCCGUCACAUAAACCAGAUUUUUAUUCGAGGAGAGAAUGUCUUGCUUGUCCAUUUAGCACAUUGACUUGGCUGAGCCUUCAUCAGCGUAUUUAUUUGAUAGCAUGAAUUGCGGCUGCAGCUCUCAUUGCUAUUUAGCGUUCUCAUUAAUUAUGAUGGUACCGUGACUGGUUUCCUGUCGCCAUAACAAGGUAGAGGAAAUAAUUCUAACUGGAGCAUCCUGAGCUGGAUGCCGGAGCAGCCUCCUUAACUCUCCAUUGGGAGUCUCAGGAUGAGGUCAGUGAGGCAGUUGUUUUUGGGAGGUGAGGGAGGUAAGCGCAGAUCCCACUGCUCCUGAAAAAGAUGCGACCUGGAGAGGGUUGGAAGAGAAUUUUGGUGUACUCAGUUAGAGGAUCUAAUUGUGGCACACACAUAAGGAGCUUAAGAUUAGCUCCUACCCAAAGUGAAUCACAAAUACUUUUUUGCAUGUUCUGAAUAAUCUCAAGAGAAGAUUGCUAAUGAAACCAACAGUUUAUCUGCAGUUGUUACAUGGAUAUGUUAUUUUCCAGACAAUUCUGACAGUCGUUUUGAGAUAGUAUAUAAAAAGGUGGAGUGACAUACUACUGAUGGCCGUUAGCCUCUUUGCCAUAGGGAGCUCUGUAAUGCCCUGUGUGACCUCUUUAUUGAAAACUGCUCUUUUUCUGUGACUGAUGGCAAGACUUGAAUUUAUUUUCCAUAUCAAAGCUUAGGCUUCUGUUUGUAAAAGUGUGCUUUAGCCCUGUGUCACCAGCAAGCAACUAAUGUCGCUGAUCCAGGGACCUCCAUAUUUGGAGUUUAUCUGGGAAUGUUGUGGAUGCAGAUGGAAAACUGUACUUUUAUAUUCCAACCAUUCGCUAUUUAGUGUGAUAGUGAAGUUUGCAGAGAUGUAGUUACUUCUUCUCAAAUUUAAGUGUUUGUGCUGAGCACAACUGUACUGUAUCUAAGCGCCUUUCAAGUCCCCUCUGUUGAAACUAGAGGUGCUGUGUCUCCAGCGAUUCUCAUGGAGCAGAAAUCUUCGUGGGUCUUUCCUAUCCAUAUGAAUGAUGCAUCAUCUAAUUCCAGUUGAACUGAGCUUUGGAGGUGUGCCUAGAAAUGUUUUGAAGUAUGAAAGUCAAACUCAGCUCAUCAGUGGUUUUAUUUUAGCAAGGUUGUUAAGCUACAGUCGAUCAGGCCAGGUUUUGGCAGCUCUAAACUGCUUUUCAAAAGCUACAUGCAGAAAUGUGAGGGUAAAUGAAACUGUUCUGUUAUCUAGUCUGUUCCCCUACUUGCCAAAGGACACUAGAUUUCACAGUGCUAUUCCUGUUUUCAUCUCAACUACCUUAUGCUUUGCAGCAGCUCCAUGUGUUUAAGAUGAGGUUGGGAAAUUGCCAGGGUAAUGGUCAGGUCUGACAAUGGGUAAAACAAGUUUUAAUGCCUUGUAGCAGGUCUUGUAUUGCAUAUAGAGGUCGUAAGUCCUCAAACUAGGCAACUGUACUCUCAAUGACGUGUAUUUCUGUCGCUGCAAAUGCAGCAUACUGCUUGCUUGUUGUUAGGGGUAUGUCUGCUGCUUGGGUGAGUUACAGGAAUCAUUUAGCAGGGAUUUCUGGACACACAAAGCAGCUGGAUGCCUCUGGGGGAGCCUGAAACUUUUAUGUCAGUGUUUCAGAUGCCAUGGGGCUUGGAUGGAUGAUGAGCUGAGCUGCAAACCCAGGUUCAGCCUGGGACAGAAGUGCCUCAGAAGAAAAAGUACUGUUGGCACAAAGCAGUUUCAUUGAGAGCGGGGAAAAAAACAAAUGGGAGGGGAAAAAAAAAGGAAAUAAUAUCUAUAGAAUAUCUACAGUUUUUUACAACGCAUAGCUUUAUUGCUAUAAUCCCUUCCUACUAUCAACUGAGACUGAAAGGAUUCUUCUCUUGGAGGUCCUUGUUUCCUCUCCUUUUUUCCUUUCUUGUCUCCUCUCAGUACUUUGUCUCCUCAGGACAUUCUAAACUCUGGUUUAGGAAGAUCGUUCUUGUAUUCUCCCCUAGUUGUCCUGGCUUUCCGAACUUUUCCUGCUUGGCUUUCCGUGUGGUCGCCAACUGUCCAGAACCAGUGACUGUUUUUCUUCCUUGGUUGUGGGCUGUUUUUCCCUUCUGCUUUCCAACGGGUUUGGUUUGAUUUCAGUUGCCUGGGAUAACUCUCUCUGCCUCUUCCAUUCAUGCCAAAGGCUCCUGGGUUUGACACCUCUCCUCUUUCCUUCAUACUUGACCAAAGGGUGUCAAAUCUCCACUCAGGCCUAUGUACUAUGAUAUCUAAUUGAAUUCUUGCUCUUCUUUACCUCACAUUCUUGAUUCUCUUUGUUGGCCUAGUUCAUACUGCCUUGGGCAUUAAAUAAGGUAUAACCACCGUGAAUGUUCUUGUGGCUGUACUGCUGUGCUCUUCCCUUGCCAGUUGACCACCAAGUUCUCAGUUCCUACUGGGAGUCUCAGCGUUUCCUUGCAUCAGAAGUUCUUCUCUUGCAGGUGUUUGUUGCUUCACAUCUAUGAGAUUUUUUUAUGUUUUAUGAAAAAUGCUGGUGCUUAGACUUGCAUUUGUGCCUUGAUUUUUAUGUCAUCACUGACCCGUUCUUCCAAAACCAUCACCUCAGUCAACAAACCUCAUUAAGAACCGUACAGUUUAUCUACUUUUUUUGCUCUACCUCAUUAUUAAACUGUUCCUCCUCUAUUGUCUUUUUCUCAGUUGGUUAAAAUUCUCUCUUCCAAUUCAGAUUUAAUGGCUUAUCUGGUGGUUCUUCCUUCUUUUCCUACUUCCAUAUCCAUCUCUCAUUAUUUUCAAGCUGCUUCCUAAAUACACGCUCUUCCACAACCUCAGAUCUUCCAAAGGGUCUUUCUUUUCCCUGCUUUCUAUGCUCUAAAGCCCAUUAUCAAAAUGCUUUUUUAUUAAUUUUGUCUCUUUCAAGCAUAGCGUUUGUGAUUUUUGUCUUUUUCAAGCAUCGUGAUUGUGGCUAAACAAGUGAUCCUGUAUGUGUGUUGUCGCUUGCAUGGUUAAUACUUCAGAUAAAGUUGCUCUUUGAAUAAAAUUGAAUGUGAUGUUCUGAAAUGAAGUCUUCUACCUCACUUAAGUAUUCAUGUAAAUCUGUUUGGUUUUGUUUGUUUGUUGUUGCGAGGUUUUUGUUUGGUUGGUUGUUUUUUUUAAAGAAAACAAUCCUUGGAAACAAAUCAGGUCUGUGGGGGUUUUUAUUGUUUCUGGCUAUUUCUUUCUGGGCUGUUCCUCUGCUGCGGUGUCACAAAGAUGCUGUGGGCACAGACACCUGAAAUCAUUACGCUAAAGAAUGAAGAGCAGGAGCAAGAGGCACUCGUAGGAACAGGGAGCUGUGGGAGAGUGGAAGAGCGAUGGGCCAAAUACAAAGAACUCUGGAAAGGAUGCACCUACUGGUUGCAGUCUGCUCAGUAUUUCUAGGACGUUGUCCAGCCUGGUGCUCAGUGGUGGUUCCUAAAGCGUGUUUAUGGUGAGGCACCAAAUUACCGUGAGGAGCAAAGUUUGCUGAAUUACUAUGGAAGAAGUGUUGUGAUAAUUUGAGAACUUUUCAGGAUCAUUUCUAAGAUAGAAGGCGAAUGUGAAACUUGUGAAAUGUCACAAUGAAAGCUGCAGAAUCAGUGUAAUGCAGUAGUCUUGGGAUGUGAUAUCACAGAUAUAUCUCCUGGUGUCAUCGUGUAUCUUUUCAUUGCCGGCGCAGUUCAGUAGGGAGCUGAGUCUCGUGGUAACUCUGACAGUGACAAUUUUCUCUACAUGGUGGUAAAAUUCUAGAGACCUUUGCAGAUAGUCUGGAUGGGGUUUUCAUUAUCAAAUACUUCUUAAGCAGGGCUGUCGUAGUAGAGUAGAACAGGCCAAAGGAAAAAAGAGCUUGUAGAAAGUGUGGGUUUAGUUCCUUCUCUCAACUGGUCCAGCUUGUUAGUUGCCUGAAAGUUUGUUUUGUUUGUUGGUUUGCUUUUUCUGAUGUAAAGACAGAUACUUAGCGUGUCCUCACCAGGUGAUUACUGAAAUAGUCGGUGAGUGCUGUUUGCCAUCUGCUUCUUGUCCUUCAGUUUCUGGAUUUGUUAUUUCUGAUGCAGUUUUCCUCUGCAUCAUUUGGAAGCAGGACAGGGUUUCUCAGCAGCAUCAGACUUGACUGCCCGCUGUUUUCCCCUCCCUAAGGACUGUUACUGCGUUGCAUCCAGAUAGCCUGUAGCUAUUCUUUGUUUUCAUGCUGUUCUCUGCAGGCUUUUGGAACUAUUCGGUCAGAAGAAUUAUUUAUCUUGGAUCAGCUGGAGCAGACCUUUAUUUAAUAUAUUUUUUAAACUUACUUUCCUUGCCACAGUGCCAGGUCUUCCUAGUGUGGUGUUGCAGUCACCCGCUUACACCUCUGAAUCACCGUGGGUGAAGAAGCAUCCAGGAGAAAAGAAACAGAGAAAAACCAUAUCUUAUUUCUGUUGAAUUUGACAUUCUGCCCAACAUGCUGCCCACACUUUUUAUUCCCUUGUUAUUCCUUAUUGUCACCAACUUAAAUGCGACAGGUGGAAAGUGGUUUCAUCCAGAAUCUUGAAAGACAGUGGAAAAGCAGCAGGGACAGCAACCUGUGAAAACACCCUGAUCUUCUGAGGAUGUGUAUCUUGAGGUAAACUUCCUGUCUUUGAUUAAAUAGAUCAGGUUUAUAACCACUGUAUCAAACUGCAAGCUCUGCAACUGGAUAGAAUUGGAAGGCCCAGCACUGCACCCUGUCAGGGGCAGCGCGGCAGCAACAGUGCAGUGACCCCUUCAGCCAGGCAAGCGCUGUCCUGAGCUCUAUUUGGUGUCUGCCUCAAAGCGUUACUGCAAAAAUGCCGCAAGUUAGUACGUGGAUGUUUUCUCUCCUGCCUGCAUUGCAAAGUAUAAAACAUAAAUGCUGCAGUACGCAUCUUCUGCAGCCCAGAACUAUUUCAGGCCGCGCUUUCGCUUCUGGACAUUUGGCUUAAAAAUGUGAAGAUUGUACUAGAGCAAUCCUAAGUCUGUCUUUGCUAAAAUGUUGUGGAAAGCUAGUGCUUACUUGAAAUGAUAUUUACAAGCUAAAGGAUCGCAGAAUUUGUGAAAUUCUUACUGUAAUUAAGGGAUUGCAGACCAAAAAUAUCUAUUCCUCGGGAUAUUAUCAAGAUGCACAAAUAGAAAUGCAUGAAACCACAACUGGAAGAAGAGAGGAUAAAUAAAUACUUUCCUUCUAGUGAAGGAAAAUUCUCUCUCUAGAGCAAGGUACUAAUUUCAAAGCUAAUUCUCUCCAUUUCAAGGCUUCGUGGUAGAUGGGCCUGAAGAAGCCUGAACUCAAAGCGAUAAAGCAUGUACAAAAAAUAGAGCUCAAAGAGAUGUGGCUCGUUUUCCAGCCUUGAGUAUCAACAGCGUAACUUUACAAUGCGAGUUUCUAGAGAAGCAACUCCAGUUUACAGUCGUAAUGUCUCCAGCAGUAGCUCCACGCAAAGUUUUCUUGGCAUUAUUGUCCUCUCCCAUAAGAAGAUGACGAAUACAAGGAUCCGUGGUGUGUUACUUUUAUCAAGACGCUGUGGGGCCCAUGGCGAGAUCUGACCAGGUGGACAAAGGAAGGUGGGUGGCCAGUUGCAAUAGGAACUCAAGGAGAGAGACAUAAAAUCUUAGUAAUAUCCUUCUAGCUAAUGAGCUAGAAUUCCAGUAAUGGACGAUGGAGUCCAAGCCGAGCUUCAGUUUUUAAUUUACCAAAAAUAUUAAUACACUGGCAGGAUAUCCUUGGACCAAAAGAUAAGAAUGCACUAAUUUCAUUUAGAAACUUUCAUUUGGUCAGAAUUUCCAGCAAUGCCUGUGUCUCACCUCCAGAUAAACAUUAUUAAAACCUUUUCUUCCAAGUACUGUGCUGCUCAUGUAGCUGGUAAUGUGCAUUUCAUAUCUAAAAGGUGCUUUUAAGAGCCGCUGUCAUUAGAAGCAAAGACCUGUUUUCAGGAGGUUGCAUGGCUUUUCUUCCAUUCUGACUCUAUAACCCAAUGUGAAAUUGGGAACAACUGGAUGCAAGUAAAGCAGGUAAAGUUUUCUGGGAAAGCAAAACUUUUUUCAAAAAUCACAGCUUUUUCUGUCAGAUGUUGCCGAUGUAUUGUCAGGAAAAAGCAUCAAUUAUUAAACGGUAGAAAUGUUAUGGAGGAAAACUUUACUAUUUAAGAGCAUCCUUUGCUGCCAUCGUUCUUACCCAUCAGCAGCCUGGGCAGAAAACAAGUUGAGGCCGCUUGGGAAGAGCCGUGCAGGGCAGCCGGCCAGUCCCUGCUCCAACAAUGCGCUUGAGGAAGACUUUUCUUGAUGGAAAAAAAGAUGUGCGUAAUAUACUGUAAGUAUAACAUGUACCUCUCCGUACACUUUCCCAACUACGGGCUUUCAUGGCAUGAGGGAAGUGGGGAAGAAGCCAAGGAAAAGGAGGAAUUCCUUUGCUCAGUGGCAGCUCCUUGCAGUGGGAGGUUGCGACUUUGCCGGCCGUGGCAGCGGUGCCGUGUGGGUGAAGGGGAGCACAGAGACAGUUCUCGAGGGCAGCUUGUGUUACGUUGUGUUUCACAGCACGUGAAUUGCACCUCGAGAGUCUCUGCCAGACUCCGUCCCUAAUCACUGGCACUCUUGAUCCUGCCUGUAAAAUUUUGCAGAGGAAACCCAGUGGGAUAAAAAACAAGUGAGCAAAUUUCCCCUUUAGAGGCAGGGGGCUGGUCGGAGGCUCGGUUAUCCUCGUCAGCUUCCAGGGGGUGCGGGGGAGAGGACCGCUUCAGUGGAGGAAAAUCAGAGAUGGCUUGUGUCAUCAUGUUUACAAGUCCUUUUAGAUGUCGCUGUAAGUGCUCUUGCUCUUAGCUGGUAGAAGUGAAGGCCUGUCAGGGAAGGAAAAUGCCUUCUGAUGUUCCUGGAUAACUAUUUUAUUAGCUGCUAGCUUCAUAGUGUGCACUUGGAUGACUUAGCUGAAGGAAAUUAGUACACCUGAGACUUCCAGUCAGUCUUGUAUUCGCUUAGAAUGAAAAGUAGUUUGAUCAGUUUGUAUAAAAACAUAUCCACCCUUUUUCCCUCUCGAAAGAUCAGUGCUCUCCCUCAGGAAAGAAGUGAAAGCUGUUCCUGCACCUAUAGCGAUGGCUUCUGAUUUCCAGUGCUUCAGAGAGGGGUGCAGCUGUGUCAUUGUAUCUUCAGUGUGACAGAUCAUUCUGAGAUGAGAGAAUGAGAAAGGUGUUUGGUUUCUUUAAAACUAAAGUGGGCAUUACAAGGGGAGCAGUUGUGUUGACCUCCUUUCAAAUGGUGCAUGCAUCCAGUGUAAUCACAUCGACUGGGACUUGUUAACCAAUUAGUCGUCUAUAAAACUUCCCUAACGAACCCAAGAGGAGCAGCAUGACCUGCCAGACUGAUAUGGGACUGGAAGUUGAGUGCCGACAAAUUCUGAUCUCUCUACUGCCACUCGCGAGGACGUGGGGAAGCGGUGAGUGCUACUCAAGUGCUAAGUAUUGUUAUUAAAACUAUAAUACAUCAGGUGACACAGAUGCAUAGAUCAUCUGCCCUCUUCAGGCACUUGACUGUUAGCCUGAUAUCUUGGAGCCCUGAAAAUGUGCAGGAUAUCAGGUACAAUGAUGCACUUCGGUCUUGAUAUCACUUAUGUCUUCAAGGUCAGAUUUGGUGACUUCAGUUCACAGCUGCAAUACCAUGUUUUGGUCAAAUGGUGAUAAAUGAGAGUGUAACAACUCAUUUCUAAGUCCUUCUCUGUCUUCCUAAAUACUUUGUUUCUUAGGAAGCUGAUGCUGCUAUGAACAUAUUGAAUAACACUGAGUUUGCAAUAUUCUGCUUUCUAGAUAUAAAUGUUUAUAUUUUAAAGUGCUAAGACUGCAAUGCAAUAAACAUAUCCAUAUAACA
Messenger RNA from Columba livia (rock pigeon), 8919 nucleotides. It is a transcript of the gene LSM11, whose product is annotated as LSM11, U7 small nuclear RNA associated. The transcript is spliced from 4 exons. Lineage: Eukaryota; Metazoa; Chordata; Aves; Columbiformes; Columbidae. Gene Ontology annotation, cellular component: U7 snRNP. The record is from RefSeq and is a predicted model, not a curated record. Gene Ontology annotation, molecular function: U7 snRNA binding. Bases 61 to 1116 code for a protein of 351 amino acids. Gene Ontology annotation, biological process: mRNA 3'-end processing by stem-loop binding and cleavage.